Messenger RNA from Tachysurus fulvidraco (yellow catfish), 1671 nucleotides. RefSeq names its product cyclin-O protein B. The coding region runs from base 178 to 1326 and encodes 382 amino acids. NCBI's taxonomy places the organism in Eukaryota, Metazoa, Chordata, Actinopteri, Siluriformes, Bagridae. Gene Ontology annotation, molecular function: cyclin-dependent protein serine/threonine kinase regulator activity. The transcript has 3 exons. Gene Ontology annotation, cellular component: cytoplasm; cyclin-dependent protein kinase holoenzyme complex; centrosome. The record is from RefSeq and is a predicted model, not a curated record. Gene Ontology annotation, biological process: regulation of cyclin-dependent protein serine/threonine kinase activity; mitotic cell cycle phase transition.
GUCUGUCAGACUACACAAACGGUGUCUUUAGGAUAUAUCCCAAUGAUCUGCAGCUGCCUAUAUGAGCGCACUCUUCUUAUGAGUAAAAAUCGCCUAUUGCACACUAUUACUAAACACUACGUGCUUAAAUUGAGACACAACCACUAACCUUAUCCUGUAGCGACCAUAUGGGACGCUAUGCCGCUCCCAGAGGUAAGUUGCCACGGCGACGCGGGCACGAGGAGGCAAUGCGCGCUAAGGUACCCGGGAAAAUCUCACAUCUCACGUCACGCUGUCCAACAAAGUAAUGGUUUGGGUUUGGGACAAAGUCAGAGGUUCGAGUGUGCAACAGUGCAGCGGGGAGAAGCAAGCCGGACUGCUGUCAGAGUGAACAUGUUCACUUUAAGUGAUUCUGGUUUUGAAGAAGACCUUCACAGUCCUUCUCCAUCUCCUCGGCACUCCACAUGGCACUGGUCAGGAUCCAUCUGCUACAGACUGACAGCUGACUGCCUUCACAACGACUACGACGAGAGCUGCUUCAGAAUACAGAGGAACAAUGAAGAGGACUUUCUUGCUCUGGACUGUUUGGCUCAUCAGCCACAGAUAACUGCUGAGGCACGUUGUAAACUGGUGAGCUGGCUCCUAUCCGUUUACAAACACUUCAAGCUUUCUUUCGAGUCCUGUUGCUUGGCCGUGAACAUCAUGGACCGCUUUUUGGUCACAACGUCGGUGGCAGCAGAUUGUUUCCAAUUACUCGGCGUGACGUCUUUAUUGAUCGCGACCAAACAUGUUGAAGUCUUCUCUCCACGCAUUAAACAGCUGCUGUCACUCUGCUGCGACGCUUUCUCCAGAGAGCAGCUCUGCAAUCUCGAGUGCCUCAUUCUCCUCCGACUCAACUUCCGCUUGGCUGCACCGACUCUCGCUUUCUUUCUCGACUACUUCAUCAGCCGCGAGUUAUCUAGACACACGACUGGAGCAGAGGAAAAUAUUCUCAAUGAAGGAAACAAGCAGCGAAGCUGGAAAGCCACUGAAGAGAAGCUCUUCAGCGUGAAGAGGUACAAAUGUUUAGCGGGUAAAGUGUGUGAGCUGAGUCUGGCAGACUAUGCUUUCAACAAGUACCAACCGUCUGUGAUCGUACAAAGUGCUCUAAACCUGGCAAAGGACCUGUUAAAGAGACAGCCUUCAGUCAAGCACAUCAUCUGUUCAGAGAUGUUAGACUUUCUCUGUGCUGAAGAUGACAAAUCCCAGGGUUCGGACCAUCGUGCUCUAAUCCAGCAGUGCACACAAGAGCUACAGUUAUUAGUGUCUCUCAAUCAAGAGUCAAUUCAGGACCUAAUAACACUUUGAACCAGCACUGUGAUGUCAUCUCCCGAACAUUUAUAUUUACUUUGGUUUAAAUAUGAAGGAUGAUUUAUGUCAUUAUAUUUUCUGUUGAAACAUUGAUUUAUAUAUAUAUAUAUAUACAUAUAUAUAUAUAUAUAUAUGAUAUUUUUAUUUGAUAGUAUUAUUCACAUACACCUUGACUGUCUGCAGGUUAGACUGUGCAGAUUUUACUGUCUAAUCUCUGUUACAAAAAAGCAGUUUCUGAAUAAUAAACAGUGUACAAUAGAUACUGCAAAAAUUAUACAGGCCACGUUCAUGUUUUCAGCUUCACUAAAGAUGAGCGUGUAUAGCAAACAAAUGCAUUCAGCU